AUGGAAGUUCAACAGAUGUUUGAGAAUCUACGGAAGGAAGCUGAGUGUGCACUGUGUUUAGAGACAGUCAACAAUCCCAAGACUUUGCCAUGUCUUCACUCAUUUUGCCUCGAAUGUCUCGAAAAACGUGCAGGCUUUGCAAGAAAACAGCUGCAAACAAAGGUUAAAUGUCCGGUUUGUCAGACAUCACUAGAAAUCCCUGAAGGAGACACCUUUAACAACUUGCCCUCAUCUUUCCGUCUCAAAAAAUUGGUGGAAUUACUUGCUUUAAGAGAUCGCAGUGUAAGGGCCCAGAAAUGUAGCGACUGUGAUGAAAACAAUAUCGCAUCCUCAUACUGUUUCGUGUGCCAGAACUUUCUCUGCACUGCUUGUUUUGAGGCUCACCAGCGCCUAAAGAUUACCAGAGGUCAUCGCAGUGUUGUGAUAGAGAAGUUGCAAGCGCCAGAUGUUCAAGAGUUUAUCAAUAGACCAAUCAUGUGUUCAAUGCAAUAUCACGAGAAUCAACCGCUGGAAUUUUAUUGCUUCGAAUGUAAAAUUCCAAUUUGCCUUAAAUGCAGUGUUGUGAGCCAUAAUCGACACGCCAUGACAGACACUCGGAAAGUCGCAGAAUUACAGAAGAUGCAAAUGAAGGAUGCUUUGGAGAAAGUGGAAGCGUUGACUGUUAUUUACGAGAGAGAAAUAAAGAAGCAAACAGAGGUGAUAGAAAAAAGCAGAAACGAAGUUAUGACUGCAGAAAAAAAAAUGAUAGGCGCUGUGGAAGAGUGCAUUCAUCAGUUGCAGAAGCAUGAGAGCACUAUGAAGGUCAGGUUUGCUGAAAUUUAUGAGGCGCAACAAAAGUAUUGCAAAACUCGACUAGAAAACUUUGAUUUGUUUCUUACUCAACUGAACAGUUGCGUUGAACGAGGUGAGGGCAUCGUACAAAGAAAGAUCAGUGCUGAAAUUCUUCAAACACACCAGGCCUUUAUUGAACACUGUGAAGAACUUCUGAAGGCAAGAAAACCUGACAUUUACAAACCUUCACACGUGCAUUACAUGGUGGAACAGAAAGGGUCCAUUUUGGAUCGUAUUGUGGUUAGUAACACAGAUCCCUCGCUGACGUUACUAGAAGAGGAGGGCCAGAAAGAGAAAACAGAAAAAGCAGAAGCAACUUUUACCAUUGUAACAAGAGAUUCGGCUGCCCUGCAGUGUUAUAAUGAAGACGAUCAAAUAAAAGUCAGCAUUUCAACUCCAACAGGUGAUCAACUGCAAACAGAGAUAAAAGACACCAAAAACGGCAAGUACACAGUAACAUACACACCACAGUGCGUUGGACAACAUAGAGUAGAGAUCCAAGUAAAUGGACAACCACUGACUGGUAGUCCCUGGUUUGUUCAGGUGAUUCCGCGUCCGUAUCAAUUUUUGUUUCAAUUUGGAUCAAAAGGGAAAGAACAAGGGCAGUUUAAUAGACCUUUCUUCAUCACCGUAAGUGACAAAACUAGUAGGAUUGCAGUGGUUGACUUUGACAAUAAAAGAACCCAGAUUUUUAGCUUUGAUGGAAAAUUCCUCGGUGAAAGGCCUUUCUUUUUCGUAUUCACUGGAUCUAAUGGCGAAUUUUUCUUUCUCAAUGAUGACAACAAUCAGAUUUCCCUGUGUGCUGAAGAUGGUAAGCUCAUAAGGAACAUUGAUCGGAGACUUUUUAAGACAUUCACUUACAUCGUUUGUGGAACUGAUGGCCAUUUGAUUACAUGUGAAAAAGACGACAAAACGAUCAAAGUUUUAACCUCUGACUGGAAACACGUACUAAAUUCCUUCAAUGCUCCGGAUUGUGACGCAAAGCCGUGGUGUGUCGUUCUUCACCACAAGAAAUUCUUUGUUUCUUAUCCAAAAGCUAACCGUGUCAUGGCAUUUGACGGAAUUAUUUUAAUAAGCGCCGCGGCGCUUUCACACAGGAAAGGGUGCCCACUUUAGAGCCCGAGUUGCAAGAUCUCAACCUUAUACUCGCUCUAAUUCUGGCGUAGGUACUCAGGUACCGUUUCUGGGCAUCAAUUGUGAACGCUGCCUUAAAACCAACUGUUCUAAGACCUAGCUAGUUUCAAAACAAGAUUACGGUACUCGUACGUAUACUAAGUUACUCCAACUGUUUAAAAUACAUGGCUGAUUUCGAAAAAUGUGAAUGACAGACAUAUCAACCUGUCAAACUUCUAUAAAUAGACACGUUUUCUCACCAAAGUCUUUGGGAUACCAUAGAGGGGUAAGGCAAGGGCCCCCUGUUAGUCCAUAUCUAUUCAUCCUUGUGGUACUGAGUAGAAAGCUUUCAUAAGAUUGUCCAAAAUCCAAGAUGUAUAUUCAUUGAGCUAGUAUAUCAUCAAGAAGUCAAAAUCUCAGAUCACAAACAACUAUUAAAGAUUUGGCCAUUUCACCAUAAGUGCAUAGCAAUUUGUGGCUAAGAACAAAAUGCUGUAGUUCGUUUUUUAUUUAAUUUAGAAGUACUUCAAAAGAUCUAAGUAGAAUUCUAGGAGGAAAAAAGUGCAUGAUUCUUAAUUAUUCAAUAGGCUAUUUCAGUUAUAUCAAGAAAUAAACAUUGAAAAGAACUUCCUCAGCAAGAAUAUUGAAAUUGAAUUAAUUUUACAGUGUUCUAGAGACCUUACCUCUUACAGCCAAUCUUUACUAGAAAAAACAUUAGAGGUUUCACAAAAAUUGCAGAAGUCCAUACUACACUGUCUUCUUUUUCGGGAAAUGUUAAAAAAAAAUAGCAAAGGGACUGUCUUUAGGUUACUUUCUUGAAAAUCUAAUUAUGGAGUAGUAAUUAUAAUAGAAUAAUAGAAUAAUCUAUAUUAUGCUUUGGUCGUUAUAGAUGGCUGAUGUUACAAUCUAGUUUAUGCCGGAAAAUCAUGUGCAAGCUAGGAAGCUAAAUGAACCAGCUGUUGUUUUUCUUGUUAGCUCCCUCAGCUAUUUAGGUACUAGGUUGAAGCUAGCUGGUAAAAAUCAAUCAAUGAAUCAAUAAAGUCAAAGAAGAGCAAAGAAGGAAGAACUUAUUUACAUGAAGUAUGUUGUUUCAUUGGCAAGAAGAAAAUGAUUUCAUUUCAGUGUUCUGACUUUAUUGUUGAGUUGAAGUUCUCCAAUGAAAAGUACUUCAGUGACUCUUUUGUCGAUAGUUGUUGGAACCAAACUUCAUUACAUCACUUUUUCAUUACGCUUUGAAGAUUUGAUUUAGCUAAGCACUGUUAUAUGUAUUUUUAUUCCUUUUGUUUUGGUGUUACCUCAAGCUGAUUGUUGUGAUCUGAUGAAAGGUAGAUAUUUGCGCCAGCAAAGAGAGCUCUACGGCCAAAUUGCAUUUUUGUUAAAGGGGCCCUGUCACGGCAGUCCAGUUCAUUUUGUUUAAUUUUGCCAAUUACUCGCCCUCAAUCGCUACGGAACUUAAAGUAAGCAAAGAAAUUACAUGUAAAUGACAAAUUCAGAGAUCCGAGACAAACAAAUAUGUCUCCUGAGCAUUAUUUUUGAAGUUGCAAGCAGCAGGGAUCAACUUUGAAAAACUGUUAGGCUGAAGAGUUUUCAAAAAUCCUAAUUUCAAUCCGUUUCAAUCUUUUUCAGUUUUGCCCAUCCGUGACAUCUGUUGUUUUUGUUAUGCUAUUUUAACCUUCCUUUAAAAUUUUAAGCGGUUAUUUUUAUGUUUCUCUUAAUUUAACGAGAAUUUUGUAAUUUCCUAAUUUGGCUGGACUUUGUUUCCUUCUCGACUUAGUAACACCACGGACCGAAUUUCUACAUGUAAACCCAACGAAAAGUAGUUCCGCCUUUCGGGAUCUCUCUGGUGCUAGGAUCUUUCUCCCUCCAUGGAAUACAGCUACCAAGGUCAGGGUUUUAGUCAUUGGGAGGGUCCAUUCUGUGUAUCAUUCAAAAGAUAGUAGAAAGAAGAACAUAGUCUGCGUCGCAGACGUAAUUUAACUCAGGUUAGUAACGUUAGCGAAACAGUGCCGAGAUCCUGUUCUGAUCCCCCAACGGAUAUCAAUCAAUCACCAGAGGUGCGUUUCCAAGUUCCUUUCGUCCUGAUUGGUAAAUCGACAAUGGUUUUUUUAACGAACCAAUCAUGGCGCGUUUUCAAAUUCUGUUACACAGGUGGGGGCCCAGAACAUGGACUGUUUGGCGCUUUUUGUCAGGCGGGCUUAACCAGAGUUUAGUUUCGUCUGUGGGGCAGGCUAAGAGAAGAAAAUCAAUUACUUUCGACUCAUAUUAAAGAGUGGUUUCUGUUCGGUUCAGUUACGCAGUGGAUUUCCAUAACUACCCACUAAAGGGGAGAGGGACACUCGCGCGACUAUUUGGCUGCGAUGCACUCAGCUGUGCAUUUCCAAGCAUUGUUCAGCCCCAGUCGCAGUUGGCUGGUUAUGCAUAUAAAAUUUGCCGCUCCCUCAUUGCCCUGCAUGUUGCAAGCGCUUUAGCUGGAAAAUGGAUAUUCGUCAACUCUUUGCCAGCCUUAGAAAAGAGGCUGAAUGCCCACUUUGCUUAGGAACGGUCAACAGUCCCAAGACUUUGCCUUGUCUUCACUCAUUCUGCCUCGAGUGUCUCGACAAACAUGCUGGCUUCGCAAGAAGACAGCUACAAGCGACAAUCAAAUGUCCGGUUUGUCAGACAUCUUUUCAAAUCCCUGAAGGAGACUCGUUCAAGAACUUGCCCACAUCUUAUCACCUUAACAGACUGGUGGAUGUUCUCGCAUUAAAAGGUGGCAGCGAACAAGCCCAGAAAUGCAGCAGUUGUGAUGAGAACAACAACGCAUCCUGUUUCUGUUUUGAGUGCCAAAAUUUUCUUUGCACUGCUUGUGUUAAAGCUCACCAACGUUUGAAAAGCAGCAGAGGUCAUCGCAGUGUUAUGAUUGAGAAAUUGCAAGCGAGAGAUGUGGAGGAAUUAAUCCACAGACCCGUCAUGUGUUCACAGCAAUACCACGAAAAUCAACCGCUGGAAUUUUAUUGCGAUGAAUGCAAAGUUCUCAUUUGCCACAAGUGCAGCGUAGUGAGCCAUAAUCAACACACCAUGACAGACAUUCAGAAAGCCUCGCAGUUACAGACGAUGCAGAUGGCGGAGGGUUUGAAGAAAGUUAAAGCGGAAACUGUUAUUUACGAGAACGAGACAAAGAAGCAAAACGUGUUGAUGGACAAAGCCAAAAACGAUGUUUUGUCAGCCAAAAAGAUGAUGGCAGACGUGGUGCAAGAAUGUAUUUGCAAUUUACGACAACACGAGAGGGCAAUGAAAGCCAAGUUUACUGAAAUAUGUGAAGCGCAACAAAAGCAUAAUAUUGCACGUCUAGAAAACUUUGAGGUCGCUCUUGCUCAAAUGAAAAGUUGCGUUGAACAAGGUAAAAAAAUCUUAGAAAGAAAUGUCAGCGCUGAAAUUCUGCAAACAAAUCAAAUCAUAGUCGAACGAUGUGAAGAACUUUUAAAUUCCAAAACACCUGAAAUUCAUGAGCCACCACUCGUGCGUUACAUACUUGAAAAUAAACUUAACAUUUUGGACUGCAUUGUGGUUAGUAACACAGAUCCUUCCCUAUCGUUAGUUAAAUUGGACAGUAACAUAGAAGUACUGGGAAACACAGAAGAAAAUUUUACCAUUGUAACCAGAGAUUCUCGUGGGUUGAAGUAUUAUCAGGAAGAUGAUCAAAUAAGAGUACACAUUUCAACGUCAGCAGGUGAUGAACUGGAAACGGAGAUAAAAGACACCAAAGACGGCAAGUACAGUAACAUACACUCCACAGUGUGUUGGACAACAUAGAGUAGAGAUCCAAGUUAAUGGACAGCCGCUGACUGGCAGUCCCUGGGUUGUCCAGGUAAUACCUCACCACUAUCAAUUUACGUUUCAGUUUGGAUCACACGGAAAAGAUCAAGGAACGUUUAACAGUCUUAGGGAUAUUGCCUUGAGUCAUCAAAGUAGGACACUUGCUGUCGCUGAUGUUGAAAAUAUGAGAAUUCAGAUGUUUACCUUGGAAGGAAAUUUCCUUAGGGAGAUCACACUAGAGAAUGAGCCCUGUUCAUUGGCUUUUACCAAAACUGGUGACCUCCUUGUCUCUAUCCCUUAUGACCACAAUAAACUUUCCCUUUACACUGAGGGUGGCCAAUUCAUUCGAUAUAUCAGCAAUGAACAUGUCAAAAAACCGUGGUACAUAUCUGUAGCUACUGAUGGUCGCAUAAUCACUUCUGACAAGGGUGACAAUACAAUCAAAGUUCUUAGCCCUGAUGGAAAAUACUUAAUUCAGUCGUUCAGUGCUCCUAGUUGUGAUGCAGAGCCACGGUGUAUUGUUUAUCACCAGGAUAAAUUCUUUGUCUCCUAUACUGAAGCUCAUCGUCUCGUCGUCUUCAACAGCGCAGGAAAUUAUCUAUAUGACAUUGGCAGCAAGGGAUCUGGUGCCGGACAAAUGACAGGACCUUGA
Molecule: messenger RNA, 6391 nt
Organism: Porites evermanni
Lineage: Eukaryota; Metazoa; Cnidaria; Anthozoa; Scleractinia; Poritidae
Source: the annotation of a GenBank genome assembly